Messenger RNA from Hirsutella rhossiliensis, 1092 nucleotides. RefSeq names its product kinase. The coding region runs from base 1 to 1092 and encodes 363 amino acids. The record is from RefSeq and is a predicted model, not a curated record. Gene Ontology annotation, molecular function: ATP binding; protein kinase activity; protein binding. NCBI's taxonomy places the organism in Eukaryota, Fungi, Ascomycota, Sordariomycetes, Hypocreales, Ophiocordycipitaceae. Gene Ontology annotation, biological process: protein phosphorylation. The transcript is spliced from 8 exons.
AUGGUCGAUCAACCCGGUCAGGAAACAAGUGGGAACAGGAAACUGCCAGAUAGAUGUCUGCUUCUGAGUGACAGCCGCAUCGGAGAGGAGUAUCAAGAGCUUGUUCCCAUCUGGGACAAUGGCAUUGUCAGGAUUGGACGUGAUCCACAGUCGAGCUUGUUUAUCAAGAACGACCUCGGCAACGUCGUCUCGCGCGACCACUGCGAGGUUUACGUCGUCGUGUACGACGAGGCAGUCAGCCAUGUGUACGUCCGAGACCGGAAGUCCUCCAACGGAACAUUUGUCAAUAACAUUCGCAUCGGAACCGAGUCUGAGGUUUCGCCGGGCUACCUGUUAGAGGACGGCGAUGCCAUCGAAAUCCACCCGCACUGGACCUUCACGUUUUGCGACAAUCGAAGUCCAACACUUCAUCCACUAACCCCCAUCCAGGAAGCGGAAAUCAUUAAGCUCUUCGAAGACAAGUAUCAGAUCGGCCCGCGCUGUCUCGGGCAAGGGGCAGACGGCGUCGUUUAUCUAGCCACAGAGAUCGAGACGAAGAAGCAGCUGGUCUGCAAAGUGGUUGACCUCAAGAAGAUCAGAGGCAGGAAUGCCCCGGAGGAGCUGCGACGUAAGUUGCAGGAAGCUGAUGUUUUGAGGCAGCUCCAGCAUCCAAACAUUCUGCCCUACGUCGACGCGAUAGCUUCGCCGCACUCCCUGUUCACUCUUACAGAGCUAGCAACAGGAGGCGACUUGUGGUCCUUUCUAUAUCAACGAGAUGUGGUAGGUGAGCUCGAGACUCGAGUCAUCAUCCGUCAGGUGCUUCACGCCCUCGACUACAUCCACACAAAAGGCGUGGUUCAUCGCGACUUGAAGCCCGAAAACAUCCUUCUGGCGUUUUCACCGAGCAUCACCUGCCAUCGGGUGAUGCUUUCAGACUUCGGGGCCUGUGCUGUUCCUCGUCGAAGCCGAAUGCUCACGCAUACUGGCACUGUCCAUUACCAGGCACCAGAAAUACAGGGUCAACCCCAGCUCCAGACUGCUGCCGUCGACGUGUGGUCCCUGGGCAUUGUUGCUCUCACCCUGCUCACACACCACAUGGACGUCGUCGAGUAG